CUGGAGGUAGACAGUAUACAUAGAUUUGAUAACCAGCUUAAAAUAAACAUUUGAGACACAUACAGGCAGACAGUUGACUUUUCUGUUAACUUUAACAGACUUUGUGACUAUGGCUAACAUACCUGGAGGAUGGAGUGAGACCAAGGAUGCCACUCCGCAAAUUCAGAAGAUCUGUGAUGAGGUGAGGAUCCUAGUGCAGGAAUUCACAGGCAAGACCUAUGAGGUCUACAGAGCAGUUAAAUACAGGAAUCAGAUUGUGGCUGGAGAAAACUUCCUCAUCAAGGUUUUUGUUGGAGAGGAGGGCUUCCUUCAUCUGUGUGUCUUCCAGGAACUUCCGUGUAAAGGAGGAGAGAGUGUGCUGUGUGGUGUAGAGCAGCACAGACAGAAAGAUGACCCCCUUGUACUUUUUGUGAGCAACUGA
Centropristis striata (black sea bass) is the source of this 421-nucleotide messenger RNA. RefSeq names its product cystatin-A-like. The record is from RefSeq and is a predicted model, not a curated record. Gene Ontology annotation, molecular function: cysteine-type endopeptidase inhibitor activity. Gene Ontology annotation, cellular component: cytosol. The transcript has 3 exons. NCBI's taxonomy places the organism in Eukaryota, Metazoa, Chordata, Actinopteri, Perciformes, Serranidae. The coding region runs from base 110 to 421 and encodes 103 amino acids.